AUGGACGAACCUUAUUUAAAAGCGAAAUUUCAUUUGCAUAUUAGUCACUAUAAGGAUCAAAAAGCGACGAGUAAUACUCCAGUGGAAUCUGUACAAAAAGAAAGUGAUACAUACUAUAUUACAUUCCGCCGUACACCGCGAAUGUCCACAUACUUAGUAGGAUGGGCAGUACAUAACUUUGUUGCCGGAACGAUCACAAAUUUCGGGAGAUUUCAAGAUGUGGACAAGAGACUGAAGUUUCAUGGAUCGAUGGCCUUGAAUCGCGGUUGGGCUGUCUACUCGACGUUACAGACAUGGUUAAUAAUAGAAAGCCCGCUCGUGAAGGUCGAUCAAUUUGCGAUACCGGAUUUCAAUUUCAAUGCGAUGGAGAAUUGGAACCUCAUCACUUAUAGAGAAUCUGUAGUGUUGCAUGAAGAUGAAACUCCGAGGAGAAAAGUAGUGAACGGACUGUCAGUGAUGGUUCACGAGUACGCUCACAGUGCCUAUGUAAUUCGCAUGAUCAGUCAUAUGAUCGGAAGCACAACAUUCCAAUUAGGAUUACAAAAUUAUUUGCGCGAGUUGUCAUUUGAAGCAGCCACUCCAUUCGACUUGUAUCGACACUUGCAAGCUGCAUCAAAUAUAACAAGGCAAUUGUACAAAGGCAUAUUUAUAAAAGACGUCAUAGAAUCCUGGGCAAAUCAGCCAGAAUAUCUCUUAGUGAUCAUACACGAAACUACAAAACGAAGGCUUUCUUUGCCUCGCAAGAACGAUUUUAUCUAA
Atta colombica is the source of this 759-nucleotide messenger RNA. RefSeq names its product aminopeptidase N-like. Gene Ontology annotation, biological process: proteolysis; peptide catabolic process. Gene Ontology annotation, molecular function: metalloaminopeptidase activity; zinc ion binding; peptide binding. The record is from RefSeq and is a predicted model, not a curated record. Gene Ontology annotation, cellular component: cytoplasm. Bases 1 to 759 code for a protein of 252 amino acids. The transcript has 4 exons. NCBI's taxonomy places the organism in Eukaryota, Metazoa, Arthropoda, Insecta, Hymenoptera, Formicidae.